AACCCUCAGGGCCACGGCUGCUUUAUCCUACAUGUGAGUACAGUACAGGGCUUGUCUACUCUCUCCAUUACCCUCCUCUCCUCCAAGAUUUCAAAGACAUCAGCGCACGCCUCUCCACAACAACGCUCUGCUGCGGCUGCUGGCAUCAUUUCCACGGUGACACUCUCUCAGUGGGAGAAUCUCCUAGGUGACGCCCUCUAUUGACACGCCUAGAGGUGGCUGGUGCCUUUUUGUAGGCAGGUGCAUCCUGUGUAGGGGCAGACGGAGUAGCCUGACACAGGUCUUUAUGUUUUGCUGUUUUCCUCUGUGUGGGAACACCAAUGCAGCUCCAUAUCUGCUGUGGAAGAGCAGACACUGGAGAUAAGAAUAUCGGGGAGUUUGCAUUUGUUUUGCAAAUUGUGACUCCUCCAUUGAUCCAAAGUUGGGCGAUGAAAUUCACAUGAAUUCAAGAUUUCAGGACUGGUUUUUGACACAGAUGUAACCUUCAGCUGGUUGGAUAUUUUCUGUUUAAGCUGCAAAGCAAGGCUCGAGGGGCCCGCUGGAUUCAGAAGCUGACCUUGGACGGACCAUGGAGGGGUUUGGUUUUGAGCACUUUGGUGCAGAUGGAGCGGGGGAGACGAGCCAGGAGGUGGAUUAUCGGAGAAUUGUAGGAGAUACUCAGCCGCCACGUACCGAUGUUUCAACUCCCAAAUGUGAACAGUAUGUGCGGCAAACCUCACAUGAAACUGCGGCCCAGCGAUACAGCGCCACACGAAUUCAGGCCGGUCUAGGCCCAGAGAGCAUGGCCGAUUACUUAAUCAGCGGUGGCACAGGCUACGUCCCCGAAGAUGGUCUCUCUGCUCAGCAGCUCUUCUCGAUUGGAGACGGCCUCACGUACAACAGAUCUGACCAACAGUGCGUUGACUCCGAUGGUCAUACGGCUGAAGAGCUAUGCUCUAAAGGAGAUGGGUUGACUUACAAUGACUUCCUGAUUUUACCUGGCUUCAUCGACUUUACCUCAGACGAAGUGGACCUGACAUCGGCGCUGACCAAGAAGAUCACACUGAAGACCCCUCUCAUCUCCUCUCCCAUGGACACUGUCACAGAGUCGGCCAUGGCCAUCGCUAUGGCGCUAAUGGGAGGCAUUGGCAUCAUUCACCACAACUGCACGCCAGAAUUCCAAGCCAACGAAGUCCGCAAGGUCAAGAGGUUUGAGCAGGGUUUUAUCACAGACCCAGUUGUGAUGAGUCCGCGCCACACAGUUGGGGAUGUGUUUGAGGCCAAAGUAAGACACGGUUUCUCCGGGAUUCCUGUCACGGAGACGGGCAAAAUGGGCAGCAAACUGGUUGGAAUCGUCACCUCCCGAGAUAUUGACUUCCUGUCUGAGAAAGACCAUGACAAACACCUGGAGGAGGCCAUGACAAAGAGGGAGGAUUUGGUCGUGGCUCCAGCUGGUGUUACACUGAAAGAAGCCAAUGAUAUUCUGCAGCGCAGUAAAAAAGGCAAGCUUCCCAUUGUAAAUAAUAACGACGAGCUGGUGGCCAUUAUCGCCAGGACGGAUCUGAAGAAGAACAGAGACUACCCACUGGCCUCCAAAGACUCACGCAAACAGCUGCUGUGCGGCGCCGCCAUCGGCACCAGGGAGGACGACAAAUACAGACUGGACCUGUUGGUGCAGGCUGGAGUGGAUGUUGUUGUGCUGGACUCUUCACAAGGCAACUCGGUGUAUCAGAUCAACAUGAUAAAUUAUAUUAAACAGAAGUAUCCAGAAUUGCAAGUGGUGGGAGGAAAUGUGGUUACAGCAGCCCAGGCCAAGAAUCUGAUCGAUACUGGUGUCGACGCUCUGAGAGUUGGCAUGGGCUGCGGCUCCAUCUGCAUCACACAGGAAGUCAUGGCAUGUGGGCGGCCCCAGGGGACCUCAGUGUACAAGGUAGCAGAGUAUGCCAGGCGCUUCGGUGUGCCAGUCAUCGCCGAUGGCGGCAUUCAGACUGUGGGCCAUGUGGUGAAGGCUCUGUCUCUCGGGGCCUCGACUGUUAUGAUGGGCUCGUUGCUAGCGGCAACCACUGAGGCUCCAGGGGAGUACUUCUUCUCAGAUGGCGUGCGGCUGAAAAAGUACCGUGGCAUGGGCUCCCUGGAUGCUAUGGAGAAGAGCACCAGCAGCCAGAAGCGCUAUUUUAGUGAGGGCGACAAUGUGAAGGUAGCCCAGGGUGUGUCAGGCUCAGUCCAGGAUAAAGGCUCCAUCCAUAAGUUUGUACCUUACCUGAUAGCUGGUAUCCAGCAUGGCUGCCAGGACAUCGGGGCGAAGAGUCUUUCUAUUCUCCGUUACAUGAUGUACUCUGGAGAGCUGAAGUUUGAAAAGAGGACCAUGUCUGCACAGGUGGAGGGAGGAGUUCAUGGACUCCACUCUUACGAGAAGCGGCUUUACUGAGCAGGGGGGAUGGAUCGCAGAUCAUCGGUGCACGUGACAUACCCAAUCUUAACAGUGACCAAAUGUUAAAAACCGCCACUUCUGCUAAAAAUACGCACCACCCACUACACCCUCUCUGCCCCCUCUCCUCCGUCGUAUCCCACCGUUACUCACUCUCUCUCCGAUCCCCGGCCCGCUGCUUUCGGGAAGAAAGAGACGUAGUAGCGAUGUGAGAAUCUCCAAACUGACACCUGGGAUUUUUGCACUCAAGAAGCGGCGCAUCAGGGUUUUUCCAAAAUGACAUACACACACCUUUAUCUUGAGUAUGCAGCUGAUCCCAGUUUAGUGCGUGUGUUGUUGACAGUAGUGAGAGAAUGAAUGCGUGUUUGGCGUGUGUGAUGUAGUUAAAAAUGUGUCAUGGGACAAACAACGUGAAGGUGCACUGUGUUUAUUUGUCCUGUUCAUGUUAGUGAGUCUAAACCAGCCAUGGUGCAGAUCACAUCAGCAUCUAAUGCGGCUUUUUUUGGGAUCCACGCUGACCAGCAUGUUCCCCGUCUGAAGCCUGUCACACCCCAGCUAUUUAACACACCUGUACGUGAAGAACACACUCUGUGCAGCGUGUCAGUGUAUCCUGGCAAUCUUCUAUUUUUGUUUUUGCAAUGUUACAGGUAGAAGCUACUGAAUGAACAGUAGCUCUUAUAUUUUGUUUACUUCCUUUAUUGCGGAUCCCGAGGUACGAGACAUGGCCGUGACUAUUAUCCUGUCGACUUUGUGUCCACCCCUACGAUCAGCAGUAAGGACCCAGACCCACAGUUCACCACUGUGGACGUUCAUUUCCCCUUCAACGACAUCAUGACAAAUAAUCAGCGUCCCAUCUCAGUGCAUAGUGUUCAUAUGUUGAGCAUGGAAGGGACCAAAAGCUGAAGAUCAGGUAUGUUUGAAAGACCUAAAAAUCAAAUCAAAAAAUAGUUCCUAAUGAGGACUAUUUCUCUGGCCGAAAUUUGAAUACUUUUAGAUAAAAGCAAACUUUAUAUUAAACCUGUAUAGUCUCGGGGGGCUUUGAAAUCGAGCAUGAAGUGUUUUUGAUAUGCAUGUUUGUUUUUUCACGAAGCCGAAACCUGGCUGUAUUUAUAUUCUGCUUUGUUGUAAUUGCAUACAUACUGCCAAGUGUCUUUUCUUUUGUAAUUUCAAAACCAAAAUUGGCGCAACGAGUCGCUUGUUACCCCUCGUCUCUUGUCCAUUCCUGCGUUCUCACAGUGUGGCAUAGGUUCUCAGCGAUUAGGUUUAUUUUAUUUCUUUUUUUUUUUAAUUUACCGGAGAUAUGCCUUGAAACGCGGAUGGAUAAAGGCUGCACACAACAGCUCAGUGAAAAAGCAUAGUGCUACACACCCUCUCGCCUCUUUUUCUUACUUUGAAACAGCUGUGUUUGUUAUCAUUCAGCUUCUGUAGGAGUAGGCUUUUCUAACAUUUUCAUACUGGAUGUCCUUUUGGCCAGAUGUAAUUUUUUCUUUCUUUCUUUCUUUUUCUUUUUUUUUUUUUUUAAUAAAAUGUCCUAG
Messenger RNA from Epinephelus moara (kelp grouper), 3942 nucleotides. RefSeq names its product IMP (inosine 5'-monophosphate) dehydrogenase 1b (gene impdh1b). The transcript is spliced from 16 exons. Gene Ontology annotation, molecular function: IMP dehydrogenase activity. Gene Ontology annotation, cellular component: cytoplasm. The record is from RefSeq and is a predicted model, not a curated record. Lineage: Eukaryota; Metazoa; Chordata; Actinopteri; Perciformes; Serranidae. The coding region runs from base 569 to 2407 and encodes 612 amino acids. Gene Ontology annotation, biological process: GTP biosynthetic process.